Molecule: messenger RNA, 2832 nt
Organism: Colletotrichum scovillei
Lineage: Eukaryota; Fungi; Ascomycota; Sordariomycetes; Glomerellales; Glomerellaceae
Product: WSC domain-containing protein
Exons: 1
Coding region: 119-2524 (801 amino acids)
Source: RefSeq, a predicted model, not a curated record
GAAGUGCGCUGCUUUCUGCGAUGGAAACACCUUCUUUGGUGUCGAAUACUCUCGCGAGUGCUGGUGUGGUAACUCGUUUGCCGCUGGCUCAGUCGCUGCUCCGUCUAGCCAGUGCUCCAUGAAGUGCAUGGGCAACCAGUUCCAGUACUGCGGAGAGGGCAAUCGCCUUUCUGUCUACACCAUUGGAAGCGCAACUCAGUCUUCGUCCUCAUCCUCGUCAGCUUCAUCUUCAACUGUCAGUGGCUCGGUGACUGGUGCCGCCUCAUCUACCAGCUCUACAGCAGCUCCCGCUGCCACUGGGUUCCCCACUGGCUGGACUAACCAGGGCUGCUGGGUCGACAACCUGAACGGCCGCAUCCUUCCCAACCAGCUUCAAGAUGACCCGGCAAUGACCCUCGCUUCAUGCGCCAAGGCCUGCUCCGAUGCCGGUUACACUGUCGCUGGUGCCGAGUACCACACUCAGUGCUUCUGCGGUAAUGCCAUCUACAACGGCGGUGCUGUCGCAUCUGACCCGACAUCCUGUAACACUGCCUGUGGAGGUAAGGCCUCCGAAAUGUGCGGUGGCGGUAAUCGUAUGACCAUCAUCUCCAAGGGCACUCCUCAGACAUACGCUCCUCCCGUUCCUCAAAGAAGCGGCUUCAACGGAAGCUGGACCUACCAGGGCUGUGUUCAGGACAAUGUCGGAGCUCAGCCUAACCCGCGCACCUUCUACUGGCAGAACCUGUUCCCUGGUACCAUGACGGCCGGUAUGUGCUUAGACAGGUGCGCCGAGUACGGAUACAUGGCAGCCGGACUCGAGUAUGGUGAAGAGUGCUACUGUGGUGACCCUGCCAACAUCGUCACCCAGAAGGCCGCCUUUGUCGACGACUCUGAGUGCAACAUUGUUUGCCCUGGAAACCGCAGCUCCAUCUGCGGUGGUGGUGCUCGCCUCUCGACCUACUUCUGGACUGGCACUACGCCUCUCUACUCAUGGAACUUCGGUACCGAUGCUGCCAGUGCCGGUGUCUACGAGAACCUCAUUGGCGGUGUGACCAUUCCCCUGAUGACGAUGGAGACCAUCACCGGUAAGGUUUCCUUCCUCGAGAAGUUCGGCACUGGCCCGCCCAACUCUACCGGCGCUUACGAGCUCGACCUUUCCCUCGUCCCGGAUAUCAGCAAAGCCUGGAGAGAGAUGCACGUCAAGACCGACAUCUUCUGCUCUGCCGGCAUCACCCUUCCUGACAAGGCUGGUCGCCAGCUCAACAUUGGUGGAUGGUCUGGUGAUUCUACCUACGGCGUCCGCCUGUACUGGCCCGAUGGCAAGCCCGGAACCCCUGGCACCAAUGACUGGCAGGAGGACGUUACCAACCUCCGCCUGCAGGAUGGCCGCUGGUAUCCCUCUGCCAUGAUCAUGGCCAAUGGUUCCAUCUUCGUCAUCGGUGGUGAGGAGGGAUCCAACGGCCGCGCUGUGCCCACCAUCGAGCUUCUGCCCAGCACUGGUACUAAGCCCUUGUACAUGGAUUGGCUCGCGCGCACUGAUCCCAACAACCUGUAUCCCUUCGUUGCCGUUCUCCCCAGUCAGGACAUCUUCGUCGCGUACUGGAACGAGGCUAGAAUCCUUGACCACGUCACCUUCAACACCAAGACGAUUCUCCCCAACAUCCCCGGUGCUGUCAACAACCCCAAGGGCGGUCGCACGUAUCCUCUUGAGGGAACUGGUGUUCUUCUUCCCCAGCACGCUCCCUACACCGACCCGCUUGGCGUUCUCAUCUGCGGUGGUUCUACCGAGGGUCCUGCUACUGCCAUGGACAACUGCGUUUCCAUUGAGCCCGAAGGCACCAACCCUAAGUGGGUGAUUGAGCGUAUGCCCUCGCGUCGUGUCAUGUCCUGCAUUGCCCCCCUUCCUGAUGGAACUUACCUCAUCAACAACGGUGCUCAGCACGGUGUUGCUGGGUUCGGUCUCGCCAACGACCCCAACCUCAAUGCUCUUCUGUACGACCCCUCGAAGAAGAUCGGCCAGCGCAUCACAGUCAUGGCCAACACCACCAUUGCCCGCCUUUAUCACUCCGAGUCCAUCACUCUUCUUGACGGUCGCGUUCUCGUCAGUGGUUCUGACCCCGAAGAUGGUGUCAACCCCCAGGAGUACCGUGUCGAGGUCUUCAAGCCUCCUUACCUCACCUCCGGCAAGACUCGCCCUACCUUCACCAUCGCUAACACGGACUGGACCUACGGCCAGCAGAUCUCUGUCAGCCUCGGUCACGCUCCCGUUAACGGCGACAUCACGGUCUCCCUCCUCGGUGCUGUGGGAUCGACGCACGGUAACUCAAUGGGUGCUCGCACUCUCUUCCCCGCCGUCACCUGCGGGCCUACCACCUGCACCGUCACAGCACCUCCCAACGCCGGUAUCGCCCCUCCGGGCUGGUACCAGUUCUUCGUUCUCGACGGCGGCAUUCCCGCUGUCGGUGUCUAUGUCCGCAUCGGCGGCGACCCCGCCAGUCUGGGCAACUGGCCCCAAGUCUCCGGCUUCAAGGUGCCUGGUGUCUAGAAACCAGAAUCUUUCCAACAUUUAAAGCGUCAUUUAUUUCCAACUAGACUUGAGCUUUGUGUCCCAGGAGCUCUUUUCAUUUUACCUGACCACUUUCACAAGCGAUAUCCCACACUUUCUCUUCUUCUCGGGCAUCUUCUCUCUUUUAGACCUAGGGAUAAAAAACACAUGUCUGAUUACACACAGACACACACAGUCACUAUGGCGAAAUAUGAUUUGGGAGUUUAUUUUUCGUUAUUCAAAGGGAAUACAGAUACUCAUAACGAUGUCCAUCAAGGACUUGGGUAAAUCUCCUACAACGACGAGGC